AUGCGCGAAGCGCCCGCAGCAACGGCCGGCGCAAUUCCGGUGGUGGACUUGUCGGCGGGAGAGGCGGCGUGCGCCGCCGCCGUGGAUAAGGCAUGCCGUGAGGUCGGCUUCUUCCUGCUGGCCAAUCACGGCGUGCCACGUCAGCUCAUCGCCGACGCCUUCCACCAGACGAGGCUGCUCUUCGGCCUGCCCGCUGAAGCCAAGGCCGCUGUGCGCCAGGACAGCAACAACCGCGGGUACACGGCAUUCGAGGAGGAGGUGUUGGAUCCGGCGGUGCAGGGGCAGCGCGGCGACACCAAGGAGGGCUACUACGUGGGCGUGGACAUCCCCCCGCACGACCCCCGUGCUGCCAAGCCCCUGCACGGCCCCAACGUGUGGCCGCCUCAAGGCCUCCUCCCCGCCUUCCGUCCCACCAUCUCUGCCUACUUCGCCGCCUGUCUCUCUCUCGCCCGCCGCCUCCUCCCCAUCCUCGCGCUCGCGCUCGGGCAGCCGCGGGACUUUUUCAAUCUGCCCGGAAGAUUCGACGACCCAAUAGCGCUGCUGCGGCUGCUGCACUACUCGGGGGAGGCGUCUCGGCCACAGGAGGGCGUGUUGGGGGCGGGCGCUCACACGGACUAUGGCAUGCUCACCCUGCUGCUCGUGUCACACCCCGGCCUGGAGAUCUGUGUGGAUCGCAGCAGCACACCACAGCAGUGGGUGCGCGUGCCAGUGGUACCAGGCACGUACAUUGUGAACAUAGGCGACAUGCUGGAGCGCUGGAGCAACGCCACAUGGCGCUCCACCCUGCACCGCGUGCUCGUGCUGCCGCAUGGGGAGGAAAGGGAGGGGGAGGAUGGUGGCGGCAGCACCAGUGCAUGUGGGGUUGAGGGUCAUACCGCUGGCAGUGCUGCCACAGGCAAUGAUAAUGCUGGUGACACUGGUGGCAGUGGGGACAGUGGUGGGGGGCAGGGCGGCAGUGAGGUGUUGGCAGCGGGGAGGGUGUCGCUGCCGUUCUUCUUUGAGCCCAACUUCGACUGCCUUGUGGAGUGCGUGCCCUCUCGCGUCGAUGCUGCCAACCCUGCACGGUUUCCCCCAACCACGAGCGGCCACUACCUGCUAUCACGCUACCAGGCCACGCACAAGGACCUGCAUGACUCGCUCAAAUAA
Closterium sp. Yama58-4 is the source of this 1146-nucleotide messenger RNA. Lineage: Eukaryota; Viridiplantae; Streptophyta; Zygnematophyceae; Desmidiales; Closteriaceae. The record is from the annotation of a GenBank genome assembly.